Messenger RNA from Bombyx mori (domestic silkworm), 17548 nucleotides. It is a transcript of the gene hiw, whose product is annotated as E3 ubiquitin-protein ligase MYCBP2. The transcript has 73 exons. Gene Ontology annotation, cellular component: nucleus; plasma membrane. The record is from RefSeq and is a predicted model, not a curated record. Gene Ontology annotation, molecular function: ubiquitin protein ligase activity. The coding region runs from base 243 to 13343 and encodes 4366 amino acids. Gene Ontology annotation, biological process: regulation of synaptic assembly at neuromuscular junction; axon guidance. NCBI's taxonomy places the organism in Eukaryota, Metazoa, Arthropoda, Insecta, Lepidoptera, Bombycidae.
GUAUAAUCUAUGCAGGCUUCUGAAGCAGCUAACAUUUUUAACUCGUAAUUCCUGGUAGCACUCAAUUUUGUUAUUGAUUUUUGACGUUGAGUAGGUAGCUGGUAGGAACCUACCUAGGUAUCCAUCCACUAUCCAGGUACAUACUUGGUCGAAAGACAUUUUUGAACUUUAAGUGAAUAUGUGUGUUAAAUAACGAAAAUGUCACCAUCUUAUAGACAGACAUAAAUCAUCUCACUGGAAACAUGGCACUCAGGGUACCAACACCAGAGCUAAGCUGCAUAGAUCCCGAGAACUACAGACAGUAUUUUAGAGCCUUAUGCUGGAGUGGCACAAGAAAAAAUGACAAAAAGACUCAUAAGAAAAUUGGGAAAAAAGAUAAGUUCCACAGACUAAAAGCUGGAGGUACUCUUACAAUAUGCUACGCACCUGCUCUUCUGGGCAAUCCAUCUCAAUUUGCUGUUUAUGCUACGGUUAGGCGAUCCAUAUUGGCCCGUUGGAGAAAUCUCCAAAGUAAUUCUUCAGAGGCAUCUGAUGACAGCGACAAUGAAGAAGGUGUUUCCCCAGUUCCUAUCAACAAAUUGCCUAAGAUCACAGGAGUAGGUCUUCGUACAGUUUUCUCUCUUAUUUCACAAGCUAAGAUAACCAAUCCGCAUUUUUGCGAGCAAGCGUUAAAAGCACUCUUAGAUGUACUGCAAGGGCAUUCUCCUGAAGAGCUUUCGCAAGAACCAACCGAUAUGAUCUUUAAUAUACAUUCUAUGCUAGUUGAAGUGUCUAGUGGUGUGAGCCCUAGUGGUCGUUCUGAACAUCCUUCAAAACUCACAGCUUUAAGCAGCUCUUGUUUAAUUGCAUUGUCAGUCGCACGUGGCGAAGCUGAAUUAAUAUUAAAUGCAGCGGCCUCCUUGGCAAUGUGUGCUCCAUUGUACUUAGACCAAUACUUGAAGACUCCUGCAAAUCUGACCACGCUACAACGAAGCGUUCAGUCCGUUAUUCUGGGUUCUCCAUCCCGUAACCAGUGGUUGCAGUACGGUGUACCAUCACUGUCGCUCAUCAACAGUUUUCCUGUAGAUCUUCCAGUUUCGUUAACGUCUGGUUCGGGUGACCUAGUUGUACGGUCUCUUGUAUCGGACGGUUGUUAUCUCUAUGUUUUCACUUCCAAAGGAUUGUUGAAGAUUGGCUCUGGUUAUGGCAGUUCUAUAAAGCAACAUGUUUAUUCUUAUAAACCAGAUUUUUUCGCGGGUGAGCGACAUGGAUGGCUUGGGUAUUGUAGAACUAAGUUGUUUGUAAGAAUUGGUAGAAAAAAGACUGAUAUCUACGAAAUAGAUAGAGAUACACUAGAAGUACGACAAACAAUCAAAUUAGAUCCAGGGCUACCAGCACCGAUUGAAUCUAAAUCCGCCGUGUUUAGUGAUGGCAAUCAAAUUGGGCUAAUCUUACUCACAAAAUUUGACACGUUGACGAUACGAAUGUAUAGUGUGGACACUGCAAGUCGUCAGGAAGGAACAAACAUCUUGACUUCACAGAAAGAAUUCAAUGUGCACUUAUUAAGGCGUAGAACGUUAGUAAUGGGUCGGGCGCCAUUCGAAGACAUCCUGCCACGUCGGCCCCUUGAUAUGGACGUACCGGUUGCAACACAACUUGAUGAUAAUGACGACGACCCCCUCUUGAGUAUUUGUGGGGGACAAGAAUUUGGACUGCUAGCAACUGUAUCAGGAAAGGUAUAUUACUGCGGCAAAGGCAGUAGUCUCGGUUACAAAGCGGCAUCUGCUAACACAAAAAAAUGGACUUUAAUGAAAGAAACAACAGUCACGAAGAACGAAGCGCCGAAUGCAAAAAAAGCAAAAAUUGCUCAGGUGGCCGUCGGUCAUGAGGGCGUACACGCUAUAUUAGUACUAGACAACGGCACGGCUUUGUUUACCGGUGUGGCAAGACGAGGAGAAGAUGGUGAUGCGAUCAGACAUCGACGGACACCAAAACCUACAAGGCCUAAAAAGAUAUUCAAGGCUGAAGGACAUCACAUAGUUUAUGCGGCUUGUAACUAUGGCUCCACCGCUUUGGUAACGCGUCAAGGUCUCUUACUAAUGUUCGGAAAAGACACCCUGCAUUGCGAUUCGUCGGGACUAGUUCUCGGUCUCAGACACGAACGAGUCAUACAGGUGGCGCUAGGGAAAGCUCAUGCAGUUGUUUUAACGAGCUUCGGACUGGUCUAUACCCUUGGUAUAAACAAUAAGGGACAGUGCGGUCGCGAAUUUGGAUAUACAAAAGAAAAACCGUCUCAUUCUCGUCAUCAUGACGAGAACAAAGACGAAGCCCGCAUAUGCCAGACGCCGCAUAGCUGGACGACGGACUAUUGUCGCGUGUGCGUGCUCUGCUGCGAGUGCACGGGAUUCUCUAAUGCGUGCCAUUGCUCUCAUUUACCAAACAGAGUGCCCGGAGAAAAGUGUGGGUGCGGUGAAGGCGAUAGCGGCUGCAGCGUUUGUGGAAUUUGCCGUCGAUGUGCGGACGCGUUUGCCGCGGCCGGACGCGCCGAAUGUACCGAGCGUGUCUCGGACGCCGACGACGACGCGGACGCCGAGACAUCGACCGCAGCAGAAGCUAAGAAUGACCCGGAGCCAUCGAGGUAUACGCAAUACGAGGGACAUUCAAGCGGUCUAGACGAUAGAGACACCAGCUUCAAAGUGAGUUGUCUUCCGCCUGCUCGCGUGGCUGUGCCCGGAGGACACCGCGUCGCGGCCGUUGCGUGUGGGCUUCAUCAUACUGUGCUACUCACCGAACAUGGUGAAGUCUUGACAUUCGGCUCAAACCAGUUUGGUCAGUUGGGCGCAGGCGAUAUAUCAACACAUCAUCGAAUAAUCCGAGUAAAGGUACCUAAAGCUUCAGCCAUCGCGGCUGGCAGUAAUCACACUGCUGUCCUGACUAGAGAUGGAGAACUUUUCACUUUUGGCAGUUAUCAGAAAGGGUCACUCGGUCGUCCUUGCGAUGACGACGCGCCUCGCUCGGAGAGAGGUCUGAUAUGGUACGCUACCCCAGGGAGAGUACCCCGACUGGGUCCGCGGUAUUCAUGCAAGGCCGUUUGGAUUUCGGCUUCAGGGGACCAAACAUUCGUGCAAAUCUCUCAAGCUCUCAUCAAAACCGAUACGCUUUUCAGCUCGACCAUUACUUCCAACAAUAACUGUAUUCUGAUUCUUCCGAAUCGCCCGGAGCACACAUUUAAAUGUCUGACCAUCAAUAAGAACGACGGAACUUGUAAUGCUUGGACAGGUUCAGAACAAGUCGACUUUGUAAACACACUCGCGUGCCUCGAUCCGCUUUACGAUGUCCUGUGGUGCUACCAUCCUCAGGUGCAAGUGAUAAGAUGUUACAACAUACUAGCAUUCGAUGCGCACAAGAUACAGAGGUGCUGCAACAAUGACCCUGACGGUUACGAUGACGACAAUGAUUUCGAUUAUCCGAGCUGCGGAAACAUGAGGCGCUUGGAAGAUUUCAAGAACUUGGAGAGUUUCGAAGUGACAUGCAGUAAUGAAGAGAAGCCGACCGAUAUCGUGGCUCUAGUGAACAUGUCGGUUCUGAGCCAAGAGCUGGCUAUACCGUGUGCGCCAAAGUGUUCAAUCACACGAAUGCACGCGGUCCUGCAUCUGCUCGCGUGUCUCGACUCCCUGAACUAUGCACACGAUAACAAAUUGCAAUUUGACGUCAGGCUGAGUCAAGUGGAGUGUAAACGAGACAACGCGUCUGCUCCAGAGGCGUCCAUGAAAGAGGACUUCCUCACCGUGAACCGUUUCGAGAGCCACGGCGGAGGGUGGGGAUACUCUGGACAUUCCGUUGAAGCUAUACGGUUUAUGUGCGACACCGAUAUAUUGCUAGGCGGUUAUGGGCUGUUUGGGGGUCGUGGGGAUUACACUGCGAAGAUAAAGUUAUAUGACAUUGGACUUGACGGCGGAGAUCAAGAGGCUGAUGGUGAAUUGUUAGCCGAGAGCGACGAAAUUGUAUUCGAGUGCGCGCCGAGGGAUCGUUUCCCGGUACUGUUCGAAACACCAGUACCAAUAGUUGCAAACCGAUGGUAUUUGGCGUGGGCUUGCAUGAACGGUCCAUCAUCGGACUGUGGUUCUUCGGGACAAGCGAUGGUAAUAAAUGAUGAAGUCGGUUUCCAUUUCAAAUCCUCAAAGAAAUCGAACAACGGUACCGACGUUAAUGCUGGGCAGAUACCGUGCCUCCUGUACAAUAUUGCAACGCCCGAUCAUAAUCUUCCAAUGAGGAUUACCGACCCGGGAGAACCAAUAAUUCCUCUCAGUAAAAAUAUAUCAAGGAAAGUUACAGUGCCGUGCUUCAGAUCUUUAAUAUCACUAUUAACUUGGGGAUGGGCAUCUUUAAAAGAAUUCAUUUUGGACACGAACGGACAGAUUCCUAUUACCUACCAAAAACUGCUGUUGAUGAAGCAGCAAAAGCGAUUAGUGUACGUGGUGAGGUCUUGUCUGAGACUCGUGAAGUUCUACAUCAACGAAAUAUACCCUCAAAACAACAGAAAACGCAAUUCGCACGAGUAUAUGUCAUACUUUGAAUCCAUAGGAGAAGUGAGGAAUUUAAUACAAAUGAUAAUGGCCGAUUGUACCCCAACUUGCUCUCGGAUCCCAAGACGAGUGGGCAGGAUUAGGUCUAGUCGAGUUUGCUAUGUUCAGUUUGCGUUGGAGCUGAUGCAUUCAGUUUUCAAUGAGGCACACGACACGGUCACUGCCUGUUUUCACGCAUUCUUUCCGACGCCCACUUUAAAAUGGAACCACAUGUGCAGCCUGCUAUUUUAUGUAAAGGAGGGCACAGUGCCUCCUGCCCAAAUUCGUGAGCUGACGGCUACUUGUGCCGCGAUGUGUGUAUCAAGGAGUCUGCGAGAUGUUCUGCAAUACAUAGUUCCCGUCACUCAAAAUUAUCUCAUAACGCAUGAGAAUAAGCGCCCCGAUAGUAAAGUGGUUAUCAAAGAGAUGCCAUUGAAAUCGGCGACCGUACCUAGAUCAUCGUACGCCCAGAAGCCACCUCCUAUUCCGCCCAGAACGGGAAAUAUGGAAUCACCGAAGUUUCAAGAGACGACUGAAACGAAGCAGAACUUCAGCGACUGGCAUCUGUUGGAUGUGAUUACCAAACUACUCGAUAUUGUACUUCUUCCGAUCAAGCGUCAGAUGAUGACGCGUCCUUGCAACCAGCCUCACGAUCACGGCGAGAUCAAGCAACACGAACGACUCGCCGAGUUUUGCUGCAAACUUACCGUCAGAAUAGUCGCCGAACUUACCCACAGCACUGCCAAUAUUAGGGACGACGUGGACUCUAGUUCGGUGAAACACUUAGUGACGCCUUCGCGUUUUAUGCGCGUCAAUCAGUCGCGCGCCUGGAACACCGGCAACGGAAGUCCGGAUGCUAUAUGCUUUACCGUCGAUCGGUCCGGCGUUAUGUUGGUCGGGGUUUGCGUUUACGGCGGCCCCGGUAACUACGAAUACUCGAUCGAGCUGCUGAACGACGUCAGGCAGUCACGGUCGUCCCCGGAAGAAAUGAAUCCUGCUCAUUGUUGGGUUAGCGUCGAAGUUGCUCACGGCGCUUUCAGUGGAGCCGAGUGUCAGCACGAUAUGGUGCAGUUGAAAUUUGACCGCCCAAUACUUUUGAAAGAAGAGAUUCGUUACGCUAUACGACUAUGUAAUCAUGGUGGUCGAACGGCCAAUGGUGACUGCGGUCUUCCUUCGGUGAAGGGCCCUGACGGAACAACCUUCCGUUUUGCUUCUUGCUCUCUAAGCUUCAAUGGAACUACUCUGGCUCGAGGACAGAUACCUUGCCUCGUUUACUAUUCGCGUUCGUCUACAACUUCGCUCUGCAGCUCGGAGAGUACUGACUCUCUGGUCACCGCCCUUCGUACUAUAACAUUACGAGUGGCGUCCUUAGUAAUGGAGAGGGGCUCGGAGCUGUUUUGUACUUUGCGCAAUGAGCUUACGGCCGAGGAUCUCAAGAGGAAUGCCUCUGUGCUGCAACAAUCGCCAGCUAUCAAUACACUCAUACCCUAUACUCUGGCCAGCCUGGAUGGACUUGACGAUCCAAAGAGCGUAAUCAAAAUAUUGGAAAUGAUCCGGAAACUUUUACCACACGUGGGUGCUAUGAAUCUACUCGUGCCUUCCGUGGAGGAGACCAAUAUAAACACGACCGCGGCCCAAUACUACAGUUGGGUCGAAAGUGAGCACCCAUACAAGCAGGCGACUGUCACCAACAUGAGAGUGCUGUUUCCGACUACGGUGUCGUGGAUUGUAUUGGAGAUGGAUCCGAGGAGUAUAACAGCUCAGCCCGAAGACACGCUCACUGUAUUCGCUGUGGCUGGAGCACCGAAACACAAGUGUCAUUGUACUGAAGAGCCUCGUACCGAUAUACCGUUUAAGAAGCGUCUAGUACAUUUGGGGCCGGAAGGCGAUUUUGACGAUUACGUAGAAGCAGUUGACACGGACGCCCCGUGCAUGCAAUAUAACUGCACUUACGUCAGCGUCACACCUAAGCUCUCCAACGUAGCAACUGAAUGGCCGCAAAGGUCGUUGCUGGUGCCGGGAAACGAAGUGAUAUUUUCACUGGAAACAGCCUCAGAUUAUCUCACCGAAUACAAUAAAGCUAACAACGAAGAGAACCGUUUCGGUUUUCGUUGUCUGGCCGUUGGCUACGAGGAUUCCAACUUGACAUCGCAGAAGCAAGGUCUGGUCGCCCUAGAGAUGGACCUCAUGUUCACCGGUGCGGCGUGCGCUUCGAAACUGCUCGCACCCGAUCUUGAGAUACCUCCGAUGAGUUUCGCAACACUACUAGAAGUACAGCUUCAAGCAAUGAUAGGAGGCAACCCUACCGGAGGCGAGGACGAAACUCCCCAAGAUGCUUGCGAAACGCUUUUCCUAUCCCGGGGACUCGAUCUGACUUCACUUCCAACAGUUCAUCAAAUUUUUGAUGACCAAUCUCUUCAGCAGUGCAUAUCUACGGAACGUCAAUUUUUGUCUGACUUCGUUGGGGGCGAUGAAAACACAGCCGGUGGCCGCCUCGCUCGCUGGUUGGCGCCAACAUCUCGCGUCGAGCCCAACAAUUGCGAGUUGAAGGCACCGGCUGUACCAGCUAGGCCUGCUACAAGGGUAAUACUACCGGUUCUCGUGAGAGAUCAGUACGGAGACUACGUUGCUUCGCCGGCACUUAAAGUUGAGGUGGUUGUGCAGCGACUCGAAGGAAGCGGGGCCCGGGCCAGUAGGGCUUCAGGUCCCGGUAAUGACGAGGGCUUGCCUGAUAUACCAUAUCAGCCUACCGUAAGAGACAAUAUGUGCUUCCAAGCCAUCAGUAUGAUGAAGGCGUACCAGAACUUUUCGUUCGAAGAAAUUCGUUUCACUGCCGGGGCCUGGGGUCGGUCGAUGUCGAACGCUGUAGCGUUUGGAGGCACAGGACGCUCGCCGGCGGAGCGUCUCACCGUGCGCCAGCAGCUCGACGGUACAUUCUACGCUUCCUGGACCCCGAGGUCCCCGGGCACUUACGUAUUCAAAUGCACCCUGGACGAUCUACCCGUACCAAACGAAUUAACAAUCGACGUUGUCGAAUCAACGUACGUAGGUCCCGCCGAACGCGGAGCUCAACCGCUAGUUGCGGGACAAUCAUCACCUUCCUCGAGGGUGCGAAGUUUCACUGCAGAAAACAGCGCCGGUCUUCGAGUCCGGGCCAGCCCUAGCUUGCAGUCAGAAGAGUUAGGUCGCAUCCCUCCCGGAGAAAACAUAAUGUUCGUGGAGGAGGUUGUGAACAAAGAUGGAACGUGGGUACGUUUGAGUUUGGAUUGCGCGAAUCUAUAUGCCGAGGAAAGUUCGGGCGUGGCCUGGUGUCUCCAGCACAACAGACAUCUCGACCGAAUUUUGCUGGAGCCAGUUGAGCCUAGUAGUCCCAUACCGGAAGAAGAGGAAGGUGGCUGGAGGGGCGCAGGUGAGAUGAGAGACGAAACGCUCUCGUGGAGUCAGGAUGAAGACUGCGAGGGGGCUGCAGCAGAUGGCCCCAGCGGGAUCGAUCACAGACUCCCUCUAACUGAACUAAACGACGAUAGUGACAGCGGGUCAAGUGCCAUCGCACAGGCCAUGGAGCUUUGUAAAAGAAAUCAAAGUCGCGAAGAUCUCUGUUCCUCACCGUCAUCGGCUAUUCAGCGUCGCAGCAAUGGAAAUAAUGACGACUGGUGCCCCCCCAGUAAGAGAUCGAGCGACAACUUCAGAGAUGUUGAUACCAUACUCGAGACGGACAUCGAACCGGAUGGCGAUGACUCUGAGCAAGACAAGCGCUGCGGCAGUCGCAUGGCACAAGCCGGCACACAGACUUCACCGGAGAGCGUUGACGAUAUGCUGGUUCCAGUGCAUUUGUUCGCGACCGGACCGAAGGAUGGUCGUGUCAGUCCAAUGCCGGUGCCUCGCGAGCGAACACCGGCGCGGUCUCGUCCGUAUCGACGCGCCAGCCCCCCGCCCCCGCCGCCGUCUCGCUCCGUGCCCGCCCCCCCACCGCCGAAGAAGCACGCACUCAGCCCGGCGCAGGCCGAAACUCUUCGAUGUAUUUUCGCAGCACUUUUAUGGCACGAAGGUAUCGUACAUGACGCAAUAGCAUGCGCGGCAUUUUUAAAGUUCCACCCGCAGCUGCCGAAGCAAGGGACACGUGUGGUGACGCGAUCGUCUCACGAUUUCAGCCUGGCUCGUAACCAGAGGCACUCCGUUGAAGUCUCCAACGCGGGGCAGUACCUCAACAUAAAUCCCUCGACUUUGGAGACAUUAACUCGCUCCGGAAUCGAAGCUAGCGAGAGUCGAGCCCGAAAAGCUGAUGUGGACGUCCAAAUGAAUGAAGAUUAUAUGCAACCGCAAUGCAGCACUUCAACGGAUCCAGUUCCCCCUCCGGCUGUAGUGAAUGUGUUGCCUCCCGCAUUGCGCGCUCUGGUGGCUCUGUGGGACGCUCUCUACGAUGCAGAUCAACUAUCUGCCACCACCGAGAAGAACAAGAGGGGAGUACCACAAGAUAAGCCCGAAUCAGAGGAAUUGCGACCGCUUUUGUUAAGGAUCAAACGGGAUCUGGCGCGACGCCAGACGACCAAGACCCCGUACGUAGUACAGUGCGAGCUGUGCGGGGGCUCGAACGUGCCGCCGCCGCUGGCCGCGCACAUGCGCCACGCCCACCCGGGCUGCCGAGCCGUCACGCUGCAUGGAUACGACCGCGCUGGCACCUACAGGGAGGCCGAGCCGCAGGCCGCCACCGCCGACACCCCGGUCACGGCGUGUGGACAACUCGCCCAAGCAUACGAACUAUGGUACAUCUAUUGCGAGAGGUGCAGAGAGAAAACUCUAAAAGCCAAGUCGAAGUCGGCCAUGAACAUGUCGACCGAACGACUAGACAUGAUUCCCGGAAUUGAUCACAAUGUGAUGAAAGAGAACGCUUUGUUCCUCCUCGAUUUGGCUCCACUCACUGAUUCAGAACCUCUAAGCGUGUCUCCAUGGAGCGAGAACUUGAGUCGAAGCCCCCCGACUUCGCCGGGGAGCGUAUGGCAACCGGCGCCUCCCUUCCAAUGCCUACAAGCACUCGGCGCUGAGCCUAAAGAGAACGACAACAACGACGCCGCCAAGUAUCACUCGCUAGGACGUCCGCAACCCCCUGCCAUCGCUCCUACAGUGUCGAAUUUCGCCGCUCCGGAGGCCAGCCUUGGUUUCCAGCCCCGAGUCCACCGUUCUGUGUCUAUGGGACAAGCCGGAGGAGACCUCGCGGCAGCCGCCCGACCUCUGCUCACUCGCAAGUUGCGUAGCGAUUCGCAUGACACCGCCACCGGUAGUGGAUUGUCACUGCUCUCGCAACCGAGCAAGGCGCUGAAGGGUCUACUCAGCUGCGGCGAUUGGAGUGCCACGGACUGUCCUUUGUCCGCAUUUGAAGCCCCUCGACUAGACUCCAACAUUAUAAUGAAAAGGCCGGUGCUGAGCUUCGUGCUCGCAAAACGCGAUUUGGCCGCUCACAGAGAGAAAAUGGACGCGGCCGUCAGGAUUAACAUUGUCAGACAAUACGCGUUUGAGGCCCUCAAUUGGCUGCUUCGUUCAGCGACACAGCCAAUCUGCGCCCACGAUGUUAUGUGGUGGUUCUGUACAGCUUUGGAAAAGUUUGCCAGGAUCGUACCACCACCGCACAUUGUUGAAGAUAAUAAGGAGAAUGCAGUAGCAGAGCCGAUACGCACGGUCCCGCCAACCGCUUCGACGUCCGCCAUCUGCCCCGGCGGCCGAGCAGCCCGCGGCGCCCGAGCUGCUUUCCACUCGUUCCUGGGCUCCGUCAGUACUUUAGCACCAUCGCUACCACACGCCAGUGCCGCGAGUCUGCAGGCCAUACGAUGCUGGGCGCUCCACUACUCCAGCCACGAUCGGGCUUUCUUGCACAGAUCGCAAGUGUUCAGUGUAAUCAGCAAGAUAUUAUCUCGUUCUGAGGAAGGCGUCCACGACGACGGCCCACAUUGUGCCAUACACGACAGCUUCCAUAGCUAUUUGAAGGAGAAUCAUGUAUGGAGCUCUUCCGACGUGACUGGCUGGUGCGAUAUUACGGUAUCUUCACGUCAAGGCAUGGCCGGCGCCUUAACCGACGGCAGCACGGAGACGUUCUGGGAAUCAGGCGACGAAGACAGGAACAAAGCAAAGUGGAUACAAAUCUCUUACCCGGGAGGCUCGCACGAUGAUCGCCCGCACAUUGUGUGCGUCCACAUCGAUAACACAAGGGACACUGUGAACAAGACGCUGCUGAUGACGUUCCUGUACAGCUCAGGAUCCACUGAGUUGAUCCACAUGCAAGACAUAGAAGUCGAUCCGAAGGUCGCUACUUGGCUCUGCUAUACUUUACCACGUGUGUCUACCACGUCGCUGCGCGUUCGAUGCGAGCUCCGCGGUCCCGAAGCGGCGGUUCGAAUCCGCCAGGUCCGGGUCCUGAGCGCGCCGACGCUCCUCCAUUCAGCCGCCGUGACAGCGCCGCAAGUGUUGCACGGACUCUGCGAAACGGACACCCUGCGAGUUUUCCGCUUGUUGACUUCUCAGGUGUUCGGGAAGCUCUUGGAAUGGGAGCAGUCUAGCGACGCGAGCGCCGAAGCCGCGGUAGCAAUCGACGAUGGAGUUGCCAACGACGACAGCGAUCUCAGAGAGCACGUUGUUGGCAUCCUAUUCGCUGGACACAAACUUACAUCUCUGCAACGACAAGUGAUGUCUCAUAUAGUAAGUGCGAUCGGAUGUGAGACUGCCCGCGUGCGCGAUGAUUGGGAGACAACUCUGCUUUGUGUCGAACCCACGGAUAGUGAAUGGGAGGAGUCGCCAGCCGCCAAACACGUGGGGUCGCAGCAGGACAACUACUGCUUUGAAAUGCUCUCGCUGUUAUUGGCACUCAGCGGCAGUGCAGUGGGUCGAGUACAUCUUGCUCAGCGCACGGAACUACUAUCUGACUUGUUAUCUCUGCUUCACACUGGUAGCGAACGCGUACAAAGACAGGUAAUAUCGCUCUUACGUCGAUUGGUCAUAGAGCUACCGCCCCAGAAGAUGUUAGCGGCCGUCAAUUAUGGUUCCGAUCCGAUUAGCAGGGUAACUUUACUCGACCAUCUGGUUUGCUAUUUGGGCAAAGCGAUCACAGUUCAAAUGAAGGUGAAAGGUUCAAGUGGAUCGGCCCCAGCUACCGUUAUGAUGGGGGGCAGUAUGGUGUCCUUGUCCGCGAGUAAUUGGUUCAUGAGAGGCGAGACUACCAAAAAACACGCACAUUUGGUAGCUAAACUUCUAUCUGACAUGGCAGAGGAUAAAUUGGCUGGUUCAUGGGGCCUAGAGACACGUACCCAAUUAGCCAACUACGUAUGCGCCAUAUCGCAAGUAUCCGAAAAAGAGAGACAGCCGGCGCUUUGCAUCGCGUCCCCCACUAUCUGGAUGGCGCUAGCUUCCCUGUGCGUGUGUGAACAAUCACAUCUAGAUCUCGUCAACAGUUCUGGAGACGGGCGCGGAGCUCGUGGUCGAGACUCUUCCUCCGAGACUCGUCCUCUGUGCGCCAACCACGACGACGGCGCCACAGCGGCGGUCAUAGACUGCCGCAAUUGUGGACCGCUCUGUGCUGAAUGCGAUCGAUUCUUGCACCUAAACAGGACCGCCAGGACUCACCACAGACAGAUCUGCAAGGAGGAGGAGAGCGCUAUACGCAUCGACAUACACGAAGGCUGUGGACGCGCGAAACUGUUUUGGCUAUUGCUCCUGGUCGACAGGCGUACGCUGAAAGCCUUAGCCGAGUUCAGAGGAAUGGAAGGUGGAGUCUGUGAAGCCGGACCAUCAUCUGAGGGACCGGCCGUGGCUUCGGGACCGGUGGCUCCCUCUGGAACGUGUCGCUUUUGCGGGGCCAGAGAAUCUACCGGCAUACUCACCAUCGGAAAUAUCUGCGCCGAUCAACAAUGUCAGGACCAUGGUCGGGAAGCAUGUAAUGUCAUCCUCGCUUGCGGUCACCUGUGCGGUGGAGUUCGGGGAGAGCAAACCUGUCUGCCGUGCCUACAUGGGUGCGCGGGCGUCUCAGCUGGUGAGGCAGCGCCACUGAGACAGGACGCGGACGAUAUGUGCAUGAUUUGCUUCACUGACCCCUUGCAGGCCGCCCCUGCGAUACAGCUAACUUGCGGGCAUGUGUUCCAUCUGCACUGCUGCAGGAAGGUGCUCGUCAAUAAGUGGAACGGUCCCAGGAUUAGUUUCUCGUUCUCGCAGUGCCCAAUUUGCAAGGAGGACAUAAACCACUGGACCCUUGAAGAGUUGUUAACACCUAUCAGGCAACUGCGUGAUGAAGUGAAACGCAAGGCACUAAUGAGACUCGAGUACGAGGGCCUGUCUGCUCCGGGCGGGACCAAAGGACGCAAUGUUUCCGAUCCGGCUUCCUACGCCAUGGACAGAUAUGCUUAUUACGUCUGUCAUAAAUGUGGCAAGGCCUAUUUCGGCGGGCUGGCUCGUUGUGAGGCCGAGUCGAAUGGCUGGUGGGAGCCGGCUGAGCUCGUGUGCGGCGCUUGCAGUGACGUCACCGGCGCUAGGACUUGCCCGAAACACGGAGCCGACUUUCUCGAGUACAAAUGCCGGUAUUGCUGUUCGGUUGCAGUGUUCUUCUGCUUCGGCACGUCGCACUUCUGCAACGCCUGCCACGACGACUUCCAGCGCGUCACACACAUACCGCGACAUCUGUUGCCUCAAUGUCCAGCAGGUCCUAAAGGUGAACAGCUGCCGGGUACAUCGGACGAGUGUCCUCUGCACGUGCAACAUCCGGCGACCGGCGAGGAGUUCGCGCUCGGCUGCGGCGUGUGUCGGCACGCGCAAGGCUUCUAAACGCAACGUGGUCACACUCGCGCCCCUAUAACACGCCUCCGCCGCGAAACUGCUUUUUGUACCACAUCUGUGAUUUUGCUCUAUCGGCUAUCUAGCAUAUCGACGCUUGAAAGGCAAACGUGACUAAGCGGCAAUGACUGCUUUAUACAUAAAUGAUAGGCAAUAACCAUAUUCGAUGCGCAAAAAAAAUAUUUCUAGGUCUAUUAAAAUCAUUUCAAUCCCACAGCUGGAUUCGUAAAAAUAUAAUUUAUUCAGGUAUUUCAACUUUAAAUUAGUCUACUGUAAAGUUCACGCAUUGUCGCUUAGUCACGUUUGCCUUUCAAGCGUCGAUAUGAUUACAAUACGACCUCUGGUUUGAACGUCUUCGCAAAUAAGUUCAUUUUUGAAAAAUUUUUGAAAAGUUUUUGAUUCACAGUAGACAAUUUGGUUUUCCUGGUAUUGCUGAUGUCCAUGGGCGACGGUAACCUCUCACCACCAGACGGGCCGUAUGCUCGUCUGUCUAUAAGGGCAAUAAAAAAAAACAUUAACGAAUUCAAUAUGCUCAUUGAUUUGAUAUUUGCCUUAAACCAAACUAAAGUCGGUCUGAUGUCAUGUUUAUUAGAUCGAAAGGAAUUCUAAUUAAAAGUAAUUCGGAAAUGUCUCAAGUAGCGAUUGCGCGAUUUUGUAUGAAGUUGCAAUAGCGCCCCUAGCGGCAAAUGAACGGAAAGUGUUCCAAUUAUAUACAAAUUUGUCGUACUAACCAUAUAGAAGGUGUAACGUGGGUAGGUGAACCGAAGAUUUGUCGAUGGUCACUUGAAUCGACUGGAUGUAAGACCGGUGGUCGUGAUGGUGAGGCUUGGGGAAGGCCAAUGUUCAGCAGUGGACAUCUACGGGCUAAUAAUUAGUUAAUUCUGAUAAAAUUAAAUUUAAUAAUUUCAACAACAACAACAAAAAACCUACAUAAGAAACAGAAUAAUUUAUGAAACCAUUUGUAUAAUUAGACUUUACAAUAAACAAAUUUUUUUUUUUUUUAACGUGUAUUUCAAAAAAUAUCCUGGACCCAGAUAUUACGAUUUUUAAUGUUAAUAACACUAUUUAGGUUUUCUAUGAUUAUUGGUUUUCUUCUUAGUACUGAUCUCGUUAUGUUAUCCGAAUGUAAAUCGUAUGAAGAUAAUGAUCCAGUAAGCUAUCCUAAGCUUGUUUCAAGGAUGUCGCAAAAUUGAUUUCCCGGCGGAGAUGUGUUAAAGGCCUCAAUCACUCAACUAUAACGUUUUUAUUCAAUUACCAUAAAUCGAAAGCUUCGUUGAACAACGAUGAAUUCAAAGAGCCCAAUUUUAAAAGAGAUAAUGGCGAUAUAUAAUAUAUCAUAUAUUUAAGUCGUUAUAUUAUAGUAAAUUGGAAAUAUUUGUGUUUUUUUUUUAAGAAACAUAUCUCAUUUCAGGGGCAUCGUUGUUGUACGAUACUGGCAAUGUAAUUUACAAACAAUUAUGUUAUAUAUAAAACGAAAGUAACUGAAGUACUUCUGAAUUAAGACUGAGAUAGGAUGCCUAGCAUAAAUCACAAGACCUAUCUUUCAUUCUUCGUCAAUUCGCGCCAUAAGUCAAAUAUUGUACAACCUAAACUGUAUCUAUCGAACUUACGGAAAUGUCUUUGAUUAAGACGGGUAUUUGAAAGAAAGUUAUUUUUUAAGAAAUAUUUUCGUUUACCUUUCUACGCAAUAGUUUUGUUUAGACUUAAUGACUUUAGUUUAUUUAUCGACUGGAAUUGAUAUAAGAAAUAUUAGGCGGGCGGACUAAGCCAUCCGUCCUUGUUUGUCUUUAAGAAUUAGAAAGUGAUAAAUGUUAUACGCGGGUAUUGCGAAGAAAAUAAUGUUUAAUGUAUGUAAGUGUUAAUAUGCCUAGCUUAAGGGAUGUGCGAAUGUAGAUUAUCUUGUCGCAUAUUUGCCAAUUUUUCGGGUGCGAAAGAGAUAGAGAACGAUGUAGGUAAAGCAUGCAAAAGUCGGUUUGGUUGGUCGAAGAAAAUAUUCCCAAAAUAUUCUUUACAAUUUAUUGAUAACAGCCAUCAUAGUAAAAUAUCUAAAUUUCGCACAUUGAAGUUUUAGUUGAAGUAUCUGUUGUUUUUUUUUUAAAUAUUAAUAUCAUUAAUGACAUCGAAAAUACCGGUUUUGUGUGAUAUCAUCAAUUUUGAAGGUUACCUUCUUUUCUGAUUCUAAAACACGUACCUACGUAAUCAAAGCAAUUGACGAUUAAACAUACAAGUCAACGAUCGAGUCGCUUAGCUUAGCUUAGCUUAGCUAGUCGAGCUUAACAAAUCCAAGUCGAGUGCGUGCAAUGCCGUUCACCACAACCCCAUACGUUCAUCUCGGAUAUUCAAAUUAAAAACUAUUGUAAUCAUUUAUUUUGUUGUACAGCGAUAACCCUUGUACAAAGCGAUUGCCAGCGCCUUGAGACAUGAGGUCGAAGUGUCAAUAGCAUGGUCAUUCUAUCGUUCGAAUUGAGACGCACGAAUACUCGGCGACAGAAUAAGGCCGAAUGAUGUUACCAUCUCGAGCGAUGUGUCCAACAGUAAUUACCGACAUUUUUGGAAUUUGGUUCAGUUAAAUCAUUUAUCUCGGAAACCGCUUAUAAAAUACAUACGAUUUACAACUAUUUAAUGUGAUUAUUUAGAAUUUUUCUGGCUUUGAUUGAACGACAACAUAGUCUGACGAUAACGAGUACACGGGAACUCUUACGUACAACUAACAAGGCCGCGGUCGCUUCAGUAAAUACGAUAUCAUUAAAUAACCACUCGGAUCUCUAUAAGCCCGUUAUUUGAGCAUUAUCAUACGGUUUUAUUUCUUUUUAUUAUUAUAUGAAUAAAACUUUUUGACGGUCUUCUUGUAACGGGCUUAUAAAGCCACAAUAACUCACUAUGAAUAUAUAAACAUAGAUGUUUAUUGUUCAUCAUAAUUAAAAUGUAUGCAACAGAAUAUUGAGAUUAUGCAGGGAGUGUAAUGGGUGGUUUUAUUGGUAAUGCCACGCAUCUAAAUAAUCGUUAAUUAAAAGCCCCCAAAGAGAAACCGAUGACGGAAUCUAGUAUGGACAACAGAAGUUUCUGGAAUAUUGAAAUUGGCAUACUAUGCGUUGCAUUGCCAAAUACAUUAAAUCAAAUAAUAUAAUAUAUUCCCGACUUAGAGGGCGGUAGAGAGGAGGUAGAGGUCUCAUGCUUAUAAGCGUAUUUGAAAUUUAUUAAAACGCAAAUAUAAGCGGUAGAUUUUAAUCAUGUCAUUUUAUACAAUUAUAUCGCUUGGAAUGAAUGUGCGUUAACGUAAUCAAUAUAUAACAUUGCGUAGUUUCAUUAUGAACGUUUAUAAACGUCGCCGUGUCCUGCUUCAAUUAAAAAUCAAAUUCGUCUCUUUUACAAUAGGUAUGUGUGAUUAUUACUACAUUAUCCAUUAUUCGAAGUAUGUAGGUAUUAUUUAUUUAAACUUAAGUACUAAACAUAAAAAUCCUAGGAUAGAAUUUUGAGAUGUUUUUACCGUGUGCGUUUAUGAGUUAUAAUGCGGUUAUAUAUAUAUAUAUAUAUUUAGUGCCGUUAUACCAGAAAAUAAUAUGCGAGUUUUUAUUUUAUCCUCAUCAAUGCCAAUAUUUUUCAUGACCAAUAUAAUUUCGAAGUUUAAUUCCCUUCCUUUAUGAUUGGUAACUUAACAAGUACAUCAAUGUACGUAUAAGACCCGUAUUUACUAUUUAUAAUUAUGAAUAUUCACGCUUAUACAAGUAGAUUUAAGUAUGUGUCUACACGAUAUUCUUAUAUGACAAUGGAAUUUCUAUUAGUAGGUUAUUAUUAAGGAAUACGUAUCAAGUUAAUUUAUAUUAGUUUAUUUUAGAAUUGUGUUAGAAUUGAAAUAAAUUUGGUGUAUUCGUUUAAUUUUUUUUUAUUAGUACGUAAUCAUAUUUUUACUACUAGAUUUAGGUAUGUGUUGAAUGUCUAUGUAAAACCCAUUAAAAUAUCGAUGUUUUCAUUAAAAUUAACCUACAUACAUUAUUAAAUAUCACCGUCUCAACGUCAUAAUCUCUCCAAACAGUAUGUUUUACGUUUGCUAAGAUGCAAUCAGCAUUUAUUUUAAUGGGGAUCGUAGCCGUAACUAAAAUCGGAUAUGUAGCAUCGCAUCCCUAAUACAUGUGUAACAAAUAUUUAGUAUUUAUUUAAGAUCAAUCAAUACAUUUACAAUAAAGGAUGAAAAAUAA